Molecule: messenger RNA, 465 nt
Organism: Trypanosoma rangeli
Lineage: Eukaryota; Euglenozoa; Kinetoplastea; Trypanosomatida; Trypanosomatidae
Exons: 1
Coding region: 1-465 (154 amino acids)
Source: RefSeq, a predicted model, not a curated record
AUGCUUCGACGAGGACCCGAGCCGGGGGCCGUGCGCCGGCUGGCUCCUGCACCUUCCCAACCGAAGUCGCUCCCCAUUUGCCUCUUCCUGAGCGCCGUCCGGACUGGCACGCCGCCGCCGGCCCCUCCGCGAGCAAGGCUGCUCGGUGAGAGCGAGGAUCUGUCAGGAGACUCGCCGUUUCGAGCUGGGCGCUGCGGGUGCGGGGUUUUGGCGAGGAAAGAGCCUCCGCCCGUGCACGAGCACACCGCGGGGCCAAGGAGGAAACGCAAGGCCCGGGGCGAAGGGCGGAACACCCCUAUUGCGAUGUGUGGGCGGGGUGUGGGUGGGGGUGGGGUGCCCCCUCUUACGCGGCAGGAGCCCAAGAGGCAGCGCGAGGGACAACUGCGCUCAAACGCGGUGAUGAAACUCCCUUGCGGGGGCGGCGCUUGGCGGUGUUCGUGUUGCGCGGCGGCGUUGCAUGAUUAA